Otolemur garnettii (small-eared galago) is the source of this 2247-nucleotide messenger RNA. RefSeq names its product mevalonate diphosphate decarboxylase (gene MVD). Lineage: Eukaryota; Metazoa; Chordata; Mammalia; Primates; Galagidae. The coding region runs from base 49 to 1653 and encodes 534 amino acids. Gene Ontology annotation, molecular function: ATP binding; diphosphomevalonate decarboxylase activity. Gene Ontology annotation, cellular component: cytosol. The transcript is spliced from 9 exons. The record is from RefSeq and is a predicted model, not a curated record. Gene Ontology annotation, biological process: isopentenyl diphosphate biosynthetic process, mevalonate pathway.
GCCAGAGACUGCUCCUGGCUGUGCGGCUGGGGAUGCUGCUGCUUGGCCAUGGCUUCGGAGGAGUCCAUGGUGGUCGUCACCUGCACCGCGCCUGUCAACAUCGCGGUCAUCAAGUACUGUGAGUGCUGUGGGCACAGCGCCCGGGGUCGUCUCGCCGGGGUCGGGGUCGUGGUCUCCCGUCUGGGGAACGUGUCGCCCGGGCUGGGAUCAUGUCUCCUGUCCGGGGACCGUAUCUCCCGACCCGGGGCCCGCCGCGCUGGCCGUGCGGCCAGCCUGUGCCUAGAGACGGGGAAACUGAGGCAGGAGGGGCGCCGCAGGGCCUCUUUUCAGGCCCAAGGCCUGUUCAAACCGCCGGUUCUACGCGGCCUGUGGGCUCCCGCAGCAUCGCCCCUCGGCGUUGGGCCGAGACUCUCCCGCGGGGUCCCUGUCACCCGCUCCGCGCUCGUGUCUGCAGCUCCAUCAUGUCCAGAACGUCCUGUAAACGGAUUUGCAGAAAGAGAGGUUUGGGAUUCGGCUUACUCGAGAAAAAAGAAAAGGUACCUGGCUGGCAGCAGGCCCAGCACUGCCUCAGGGCCCUGUUGUCCCUCCCAGUUAAGAACCACUACGACAGCCGCCAUCAGCAAGGACUUCACUGAGGACCGGAUCUGGCUGAAUGGCAGGGAAGAGGAGGUGGGGCAGCCGCGACUGCAGGCCUGCCUGAGGGAGAUCCGCCGCCUGGCCCAGGAGAGGAGGCGCACACAAGAUGGAGGCCUGCUGCUCCCCAGCCUUGGGUACAAGGUGCAUGUGGCAUCGGUGAACAACUUCCCCACGGCCGCGGGCCUGGCCUCCUCUGCAGCUGGCUAUGCCUGCCUAGCCUACACCCUGGCCCAGGUCUAUGGGGUAGACAGUGACAUCUCAGAAGUGGCUCGCCAGGGCUCAGGCAGUGCCUGCCGGAGCCUGCACGGGGGCUUCGUGCUGUGGGACAUGGGGAAGCAGGCCGAUGGGAAGGACAGUAUCGCCCGGCAGGUGGCCCCUGAGACGCACUGGCCUGAACUCCGAGUCCUCAUCCUUGUGGUGAGUGCAGACAGGAAGCUGACCAGCAGCACUGCAGGCAUGCAGACCAGUGUGCAGACCAGCCCCUUGCUCCGGUUCCGGGCUGAGGCAGUGGUGCCAGCGAGACUGGCAGAGAUGAUACACUGCAUCCAGCAGCGGGACUUGGAGGGCUUCGCUCAGCUGACCAUGAGGGACAGCAACCAGUUCCACGCCACCUGUCUAGACACCUUCCCUCCCAUCUCCUACCUCAACGACACCUCCAGGUGCAUCAUCCAGCUGGUACACCGCUUCAAUGCCUACCACGGGCUCACCAAGGUGGCAUAUACAUUCGACGCGGGCCCCAAUGCUGUGAUCUUUACCCUGGAGGACACUGUGGCUGAGUUUGUGGCUGCUGUGAAGCACAGCUUCCCGCCCGAGUCCAAUGGAGACAAGUUUCUGAAGGGGCUGCCGGUGAGGCCCGUCCUGCUGUCAGAUGAGCUCAAAGCUGCACUGGCCAUGGAGCCCACCCCUGGUGGAGUCAAAUACAUCAUUGCUACUCAGGUGGGGCCUGGGCCUCAAGUCCUGGAUGACCCCCAUGUUCACCUCUUGGGCCCUGAUGGCUUACCGAAGCCGGCUGUCUGACCACCGCCUCUGCAGUCUCCCAGCACCACUGGGAGAAGGGUCACCGUGCUGGGACAGGUGGGGUUGCCGGCCUGCCCUUUUGGGACUUGGUUUCCUGGCUCUGGGUCGGCCAGCAUUGGGCUGUGGGGCAGUGGUGUGAGAGCUGCAGCCAUCCAGGCCAGCUGUGGGCUCCUCUCCUGUGUCACCUGUCCCCACUUGGAUGUGGUGCUUCAGUGAGAUGAGAUUGGUCAAGCAUGAGAAACAGGCAUGGAGUACCAGCGUGCUCUGGGCUGAAGGGCUUCCGGACCCUGAGCUCCAGCCACUCCCAGUGUGCCAGAACAGACUUUGGUGGGAGCCUGUCCCUCUGGGGUCCUGGUCACUAUGGGGCCCUCAGGAACCUCCCCAAGUGCUUCAAGGAUGAAGGCGGAUGGUGCCUCUGCUGCACCUUGGAGUCAGGCAGGGCUAUGGUGGAACAUUUCUUACAAAAAGAGCAGUGCUGUUUCCCAGCCAAGGGCAGGUGGCUCCAGCCAGGAUGGAUGGGGGCCAGGGCAGAUCUGGGUGCUUGGGAGCUGUGACUGUGGUGACCAUAGGAAUAAACCCAGCUCUGCUGACUUC